UCCGGAAGGUGGGGCUUUUGUUGCAGGAGCGGUUUGUAUUUGGGAAGCCAAUGCUUCGGUGUUAUCCUCUAUAUCAAUGCAGCCAUCAAGGUAGCACCAACCGAGGGAAGAGAUACAAACCCUGAUUUAGGGAGUUGUAAGCUGUCCAGAACCCAAGGGCUCAGCUCUGCUGUCAUAUUUGCUAGAGAAGCUGGACAUUUUCUGUCCUGCUGUGGCACAAAGUGGACAGGACACAACACAAGUUCUGAAUUCCAGGUAGUGUCACAGAGUGCAGGGAAGUGUGUGUGUGUGUGUGUGUGUCUGUCUGGGUGUGCCUGUGUGUGAGUGUGUGAGACGGAGGCGCACAGAAGAAUCCAGCGAUGGCUACCAGCAAAAGUAAAAACCAGAGCUCUUUGGCACUGCACAAGGUGAUAAUGGUGGGCAGUGGUGGCGUUGGGAAGUCGGCCCUUACCCUACAGUUCAUGUAUGAUGAGUUUGUGGAAGACUAUGAGCCCACCAAGGCAGACAGCUAUAGGAAGAAGGUAGUCCUGGACGGGGAGGAGGUCCAGAUUGACAUCUUAGACACAGCAGGCCAGGAGGACUACGCUGCCAUCAGGGACAACUAUUUUCGCAGCGGGGAGGGCUUCCUACUGGUUUUCUCCAUCACAGAGCACGAGUCCUUCACUGCCACCGCUGAGUUCAGGGAGCAGAUCUUGCGAGUGAAAGCAGAGGAGGACAAGAUUCCUCUCCUGCUGGUAGGAAACAAGUCAGACCUGGAGGAGCGCCGGCAGGUGUCUGUGGAUGAGUCACGGGGGAAAGCUGAAGAAUGGGGCGUCCAGUAUGUCGAGACAUCAGCCAAAACCAGAGCGAACGUCGACAAGGUGUUCUUUGACCUGAUGCGUGAAGUACGAGGCAAGAAAAUGUCAGAAAACAAAGACAAAAAUGGAAAAGGCAAGAACAAGAAGAACAAGAAGAGUUUCAGAGAGAGGUGUUGUUUACUUUGAACUCUUCAUAGACCUUAAUACGUCCCACAAUGCAACUGUGAAGUUGGGGAGCAAAGCAAAGCGUCCUUGUAAUUGUCAUUCAAAUGAAAUUUAAUCUUUUUUAAUAGCUGUUUAUAGUGUAGUGUCCUUUUAUUUGUUUGUGUGUGUUUUUAAUUGACUAAAACUGAGUAGCUGUUGGAAGAUAACCACUGUUGUGACUGUGACUUGGAUUACAGUGCUGGUAAAGCCAAUGACCAAACUGCCACAGACAAUAUCUCUGCUGCUCAAGUCUUCACUGUUUAACUCAGUGAUAAUACUGCCUUUGACUUUGGUUCAGUGUUUUACAACAGAAUUAUUCUCAACUAAACAGUGCCCUUGAGUUCUUAACCCAAUGUUAAUUUUAAUCUGCAUACUUUUUCCCCUCGCCAUUGAACCUUUGAGUUUAUGAUGACCAAUUUACUGUAACUCUAAUGCUGGUCUCUGUCAUAUUUGUAAUCAGCGAUGAUGACAGUGACCUGUCGUGUUGAAGAUGUCGGCCUCAUUUCAUUUCUUUCCAGUUUGGAGCAUGUUUGGAAUGACUGUUGAAACUCUUUCACCUGCUUUCAGUUUUGUUUUGUUUUCCCAGUACAUCCUGUGAUUUGUGGAUUUCUGACCACAGACAAAUCAUGAGUGUACUCAGAAGAGAUGUGUUGCCAAACAGGACUGUCUUUCUCCAUAAGUAGGACUUACAUGAUCUCAAACCAGGCAUCGCUGGAAAAUAUUAUUUCACAGAAUUUUUUUUUCCCCUUAUACUCGACAUUACAAAAAUGGGAGCAAUGUUGCCACUUGCACAUCACAUUGUUGUGGGUAAAAUGAGUGGUGAGUGAGAGUGGACAGUAGACCUGUUCAUCCUCAUAUUUCUCUGCCAUGUUCAUAAAGUCUGGGCCUUCUCACUGCAGGUUACUGCCUGUUUCCUGCGAGACAGUUUUUGACAAUCCUGGGGGCCAUCAUGCUUCUGGUUCUGAUGUCAUUAUAUUCGGUAGCUGCUUAUAAAUUUUAACAAUUCUAAUUGCUUGUUUGUUUUUUAGUCCUGGGUCUUUUUGAAUAAUAUGCACUACAUUGCCAAUACCUAAGAAGUGAACUUCUUACUGAACUGUGCCAACGAAAAUGACAAAAAAAAAAUGCUUAUGGCUGUACAGUAUGUAUAUUAAUUAUUUGAGUGUAUGCGCGUCUACCAGAAAACCUUACCACCUUUCUGUCUGUGUGACUGAAGCUUUUGACCAGGAUGCCAACAUCUGAACUGUGGUUUAAUCAAUCUACCAUUGCCUAAAACAUUCUUUGAAACGCGUCCGUUCUUUUUUUUUCCCCUUUUACUUCCUACAACUGUGAGUGUACUUUAAUGUCUCUGCAGUGGAAGUGCUGCUUAAUAAAUGCUAUCCCUCCCUUUGUAA
Messenger RNA from Solea solea (common sole), 2392 nucleotides. It is a transcript of the gene ralba, whose product is annotated as v-ral simian leukemia viral oncogene homolog Ba (ras related). Gene Ontology annotation, biological process: Ras protein signal transduction. The coding region runs from base 360 to 983 and encodes 207 amino acids. The record is from RefSeq and is a predicted model, not a curated record. The transcript is spliced from 6 exons. Gene Ontology annotation, cellular component: plasma membrane. NCBI's taxonomy places the organism in Eukaryota, Metazoa, Chordata, Actinopteri, Pleuronectiformes, Soleidae. Gene Ontology annotation, molecular function: GTP binding; GDP binding; GTPase activity.